Messenger RNA from Lathyrus oleraceus (garden pea), 1753 nucleotides. RefSeq names its product cytochrome c oxidase subunit 2. Gene Ontology annotation, cellular component: membrane. The record is from RefSeq and is a predicted model, not a curated record. NCBI's taxonomy places the organism in Eukaryota, Viridiplantae, Streptophyta, Magnoliopsida, Fabales, Fabaceae. The transcript has a single exon. Gene Ontology annotation, molecular function: copper ion binding; cytochrome-c oxidase activity. The coding region runs from base 675 to 1454 and encodes 259 amino acids. Gene Ontology annotation, biological process: ATP synthesis coupled electron transport.
UGGAAGUUUUAAUGCCCAAAGAUGGUCCUUCGACAAGCCCUUUGCUAAAGCUUCUAUGGAUUGCACCUUUAGAAAGGAAAUCAGCAUUUAGGACAAUUUUACCAACCAAGGAAAAAUGGCACAUUUCGAUGUCUCGUAGGAAAGGAAAUCCGAUCUAUGAAAAAAUUCCCUAAAGAAAAGUGUCGAUUUGACUUUUUAGGAGUAAGUAAAAAAGGUCCCUCGAAUGGAAUAAUAGCUUUUCCGGAGGAAGUUACUUAUUAUAUUAUAAUAGUUGAUAGUUGAUGUAAGAGAAGAAGUUCUUGGUUUGGUUGAAUUCAAUCAAAAAAAGUACCAUUUUCAAUUGAAUCCUGAAUCCCUUAUUCUAUAAAUUUACUAAGAGAAGAAAUCACGUAAGUGAUAGAAAGAAUCGUUCAGUAGGCUAAUCUUGAAAGGUUUCCAUUUUCGAUUGAGAAAGCGGCAGGCCCAAAGAGCUCUCCAAUAAGUGCACCGAAAGGGGCCGGAGAGACGGUCAACCUGAGAUCGGCUAAGAUCGAAAAGCACUUGGUUUACAGCCAAGCAACGACAAAGAAAAAAGAGUCCCAUGUCUUUCUUGAUUGGUAAACCCAACCAGCGAUUUACAACAAACAAGUCUUUCCUCUUGUUGGGGGGAGCAGUUAAAAAAUGAACCAAAGCAAAUGAAAUUAGAAUGGCUAUUCCUCACGAUUGCUCCUUGUGAUGCAGCGGAACCAUGGCAAUUAGGAUUUCAAGACGCAGCAACACCUAUGAUGCAAGGAAUAAUAGACUUACAUCACGAUAUCUUUUUCUUCCUCAUUCUUAUUUUGGUUUUCGUAUCACGGAUCUUGGUUCGCGCUUUAUGGCAUUUCCACUAUAAAAAAAAUCCAAUCCCGCAAAGGAUUGUUCAUGGAACUACUAUCGAGAUUCUUCGGACCAUAUUUCCUAGUAUCAUCCCGAUGUUCAUUGCUAUACCAUCAUUUGCUCUGUUAUACUCAAUGGACGAGGUAGUAGUAGAUCCAGCCAUGACUAUCAAAGCUAUUGGACAUCAAUGGUAUCGGACUUAUGAGUAUUCAGACUAUAACAGUUCCGAUGAACAGUCACUCACUUUUGACAGUUAUACGAUUCCAGAAGAUGAUCUAGAAUUGGGUCAAUCACGUUUAUUAGAAGUGGACAAUAGAGUGGUUGUACCAGCCAAAACUCAUCUACGUAUUAUUGUAACACCUGCUGAUGUACCUCAUAGUUGGGCUGUACCUUCCUUAGGUGUCAAAUGUGAUGCUGUACCUGGUCGUUUAAAUCAGAUCUCUAUUUCGGUACAACGAGAAGGGGUUUACUAUGGUCAGUGCAGUGAGAUUUGUGGAACUAAUCAUGCCUUUACGCCUAUCGUCGUAGAAGCUGUUCCUAGUAAAGAUUAUGGUUCUCGGGUAUCCAAUCAAUUAAUCCCACAAACAGGGGAAGCUUAAGCGGAAAUGAAAGAGUAGGGUGAGGGAUAAGGGGGGAAGCCACUAAAUGGAAGGCUUCGCUCGCUCUAACGCUCGUUUAGUAGACAGCGAGUGGAGUGCAUAAGCCCCUUUAGAGAGAGAUAGGGGCGAGUACUACACGAGCUCGUAAGUCAAGUACGGAACGAGCGAAGGAGAGCGACCUCAUCUUGCUUCUGGCGAAGCUUCUAGAAGGCCCACCACUUCAUAGGAGCGCUAGCGAAGCCGUAUAAAGGCAAACAGCUCGUAUAGCUCGCAAUAGCGAGCCUACUUAUCGCUUUUUU